AUGGGGCCUCUCCAUCGCCAUAGAUCCUCACUUGAAGGAUUCAUUGAUCUUUCUGAGAGCACGUGGCGUCCAUUGAGCCCUAUUGAAAGUGACAAGGCUAAGGCCACUUUUUACGAUAUCAUCAAUCACUUCGAAGACUGCUCGAGCUCAACCGAAGAGAAAGGAUAUAAUCAUACCAAGCUGGUUCGCUUAACAUAUGAAUACUCCCGUUCGGACGAUCCUAGAUGCCCUUUCCUACAGGAAUUCCUCAGAUUUAUCAAAGUUGCGAUUGACGACUGUAUUAAUUUCAAUGAUGAAGCAGCGGUGGAAAGAAUCCGCUCGGGCCUGAACUCGUUUGCAGAUUUCUUGGUAAAUGACUUCUUUCUCCCUCUCAAGGCGUCUGCCACCAAGACGCCACAACCCUCGCCGGCAGGAUCCUCCCAAGCCCCGAGCAGAUACUCUGCUCUAGAGUCUAGAGAACGAGUGGCCUCGCUUAGACGCGACUGCCUGAGUCAUGAUCGACAUCGUUGUGUGAUAUCUCGUAAAUUCGACAAGAAGGAGGCUAAGCAACGUUUCGACCAGAGUGGACGCCACCACGCCUUAGAUAAUAACGGACUACCUCUCAAGGACCUAGAACGUGGGUCAUUUGUGGCCCUUGAGGUUGCGCACAUACUCCCUCAUUCCUUAAAUACCACGACAGCAAACUCUGAACUAAAUCAAUCCAAGGCUUUCGCACGGCAAAUACUGGAUAUGUUCGAUACAGGGGUUGCUAGUUUGAUCGAUGGUGUAGACAUUGAUCGACCUCUUAAUGCGCUGACCUUGGAGAUGGACCUCCAUCAAGACUUUGGCAACUUUGAGGUUUUUUUUGAGCCAAGACCUGGGCCUCAUACUUACCGGAUUGAUUCAACACUCGACCAAGCGUUGAAAUAUCCUGUUCUUCCUAUAACGCGGCAAUUAUUCUUGACUCCUGAGCGAACGAUCGAUCCUCCACACCCCCGGCUUCUUGCCGUUCAUCGCGCAAUUUGCCUUAUCUUACAGCUUAGCGCUGCUGGGAAUUAUAUCAACCGCAUACUUCACGACAUAGACGAAGGGGCUAUAGAAGCCGAUGGCUCAACUCACCUGGCUAGCUUAGUGCGUCUGAAGCUAGAUGGUUGGUGGGAUGGCACUGUUAUCAGAUAA
Fusarium vanettenii 77-13-4 is the source of this 1158-nucleotide messenger RNA. RefSeq lists its product as uncharacterized. Lineage: Eukaryota; Fungi; Ascomycota; Sordariomycetes; Hypocreales; Nectriaceae. Bases 1 to 1158 code for a protein of 385 amino acids. The record is from RefSeq and is a predicted model, not a curated record. The transcript is spliced from 3 exons.